AACCGCCUACCUCUUUGUUUUCCACAUGUGACCUAAUCUCCCCAUUAUUUUCAUAUAUCCCCAGGUAGCAUGUCGUCAUACGUUCUCAAUACCGGCGACUGGCUCGAACCAGGUCAUAGUCUGAGGAGUAGAAACGGCGGAGUGGAGUUUAGCGUGCAAGCUGAUGGCACGAUCGCCCUCUAUCACUGGGGUCAAUGUGUGUUCCAGAACACAACCGAGCAGCGCAACGAUAUCAAGGGUUUGAAGAUGAACAAAGAUGGAAAUCUUUGUCUGUAUACCAAACAUGGCAAAGCCGUCUGGCAGACUGACACAGCGUAUCCCAUAGGGGACCGCAGUGUGGUCUGCGUCGUGCAGGAUGAUGGUAACAUCGUUCUGUACAGGGGUGACAGAGCCAUUUGGUCCUCUAAUACCCCAAUUGCUCUUGAUCAUGUUUGCUUUGGCAGUUGCAUUCGGAGUCAUGGGGAUCCCAGGGGCUUGGAGAAAUAGGGGUUUUGUAUUAUCCUUCGCGUGUAAUCCGUAUAUACAGCCUGUAAUUUUAUCACAAUGCUAGAUAUCAAAUUCCCGUGCUUGAUAUACGAAAAGGUCAGCAUUGGAUAGUCUUGCAUAGCCUGAUGUAUCCUCAAUGCACUAUUUAUAUCGAAACCUAUACCUGGCAGGUAAUCUGCACAUCCGCGGGUUUUACUGUGCUCUUAAAUCCUCAGGCACGGUAUUGGA
This is a messenger RNA of Aspergillus pseudonomiae, 714 nucleotides long. Its product is annotated as bulb-type lectin domain-containing protein. Lineage: Eukaryota; Fungi; Ascomycota; Eurotiomycetes; Eurotiales; Aspergillaceae. The record is from RefSeq and is a predicted model, not a curated record. The transcript has 2 exons. Bases 70 to 486 code for a protein of 138 amino acids.